AUGGCCAGCGGCCAUAUUCCUCCUGGUCUCGACAGCGAUUUUGGUGGGCCAAACAGAGUUUCAGGCCCAGGUCACUUUAUGCAUAUGGGCAGGAUGACACCACCUUCUGAAUUUGGGCAUUUCCCUAUGCAUCCCGUACCAGGAGGACCCUUCCAAGCGCCAUUUCAGCAACAGCAGUUUCACCAGCGCCAGCAAAUGUUUCUGCAUCAGCAGAUGCUUCAUCAGCAACCGCAACAGCAUAUGCAACAAGUCCACUCGUUUCAACCCAUCCCACAACAUCCUCUACAUCAUCAUCAAGGGUAUACCCAGUCGCCAUUGCCAGCUUCCUCGCAGGAUGUAAGCCAUAGCCACGUUCCGGUUCCUACGGACCAACGACUACAUGCUUCAAGUGUAGAACAGCAGGAUCAAAUCAAAGAUAUUGAAUCCCAAAUCAACAAGCUCUUGUUCAAAAACGACAAUACUGCCAAUGGCAGCUCCCAGCUCGACCUUGAGGCCGUCAGCCAAAAGCAUCUACGACCCCUCUCUGGAGUGACUGUACAGGAGAUUGAGGAAGCGCAAUUUAAGGAUAUGCAGAAUCAAUUACGUCGCAUUUCUCUCAACAAUCCUCCUGAGACGCAAUCGCGAAUGCAGACGCAGCUACAACCAGAGUCAAUCCCAUCAUUUCCUCCUGUUAUUGCUGUGGAUCAAAUCCAAGCCAAUAAAGGCGAGCACGAAACAAGUGUAGGCAGCGAGUCCUCUUCCUCCUUUUCUUCUCUAGCAGGAGUGGCCCCAGUUGGUCACCGUCGCUCAAAUUUUUUGGAAACUCGGUUCAAGAACCCAUCAAUGAGCGGCCCAGAAUCAAGCUUUGAGCCUUCAGUUGAGAAAGUUCCGUUUUCUGUCAAAGAUAUUGAUUUUUACUCUGACAGAAAAUACGACCCCUAUCGCCCUUCUGCCCAUGCUUUUGAUGUAAUUACACGGGACGCUAAAAGUUUGUGUCAUAAUCUCAUGCCCAAGCCUGAAGAAGAGACUCGAAAGCUUGCACUGCUCAAAAGGCUAUCUGAAAUCGCUAAUGAGGUGUUUGAUGAGGCGGAGGUAUUGCCAUUCGGAUCUUCUGGGAAUGGGCUAGCGCUUGCGAAUGCAGAUAUGGAUGUCUGUGUGUUUUUGAAUGCAAAAGAAGGAGAGGAAGAGGUCUCUCCAGUAGAAUUUGUGGAGCGGAUAGGAGACCGGUUAGAGAAGGACAGCGAAUUUGAAAACAUUCUGCAGCUGAAGCGAGCUCGUGUUCCUAUCGUGAAAUUAAACCAUAUUAAUGGAAUUGCAUGCGACAUUGGAUAUCAGAAUGAUCUAGCAAUCUGGAAUACACGACUAUUAAGAGCUUACUGUAGAAUUGACCCACGUCUUCGAGAUAUUGUUGUCGUCGUCAAGACCUGGGCGAAACGCAGGAAGAUCAACAACCCUUAUACAGGAUCGUUAUCCAGGUAUGUUUCUGAUUAA
Messenger RNA from Lobosporangium transversale, 1470 nucleotides. RefSeq lists its product as hypothetical. NCBI's taxonomy places the organism in Eukaryota, Fungi, Mortierellomycota, Mortierellomycetes, Mortierellales, Mortierellaceae. Gene Ontology annotation, molecular function: RNA uridylyltransferase activity. Gene Ontology annotation, biological process: RNA 3'-end processing. The record is from RefSeq and is a predicted model, not a curated record. The transcript is spliced from 2 exons. The coding region runs from base 1 to 1470 and encodes 489 amino acids.